AGUUUUGUUUCGAAUGUUUUUUUCGCGGUGGCUGCGUUGUGAUCACCGAGCGCUAGCGUACUGUAGCUUAAUGUAAUCAAAUGGCGGAGAGGUUCUCUCGGUUUCACGAGGUUCGAGAUUAUCAGGGUAAAGGAGUUGACGUCUAUGAUGACAACCUCAUCGAGCUUGAGCAGUCUUCUCUUGCCGAGCCAAUUACACAGCACGCUAGUGGUGCCGGGCAUGAGGUAGAGGGCCGCCACUGCUGUCUCUGCUGGUGGCCACUGCCUCGGCGUGCGGGACUACUUGCUGGGGGCGCUUGUCCGUGUUGGUUCUACUUGGCACCUCCCUCCUUUCUCUCCUCCUGCGGGGUUGCACCUCCUAGGACAAUCUUGGCUACCAGCUGCUGCUGCGACAUGGAUGGAAAUCCGGACAGGGCCUGGGCAAGAAUGAGCAAGGGCGCACCGACCCCUUGCCUAUCAUCAUCAAAGAAGACAUCAUGGGAUUUGGACGAAUGGAGAUGGAAAUGGACUAUGCAGAGGAGACAACAGAGAAGAGGAGAACACUGGAGAUUGAGAAGGAGGAGACAGAGGAGCUCAAACUUAAGUAUAAGGCCGUCCAAGAGAAAGAAAAGGUAGUCCAGGAGGCCUUGGCAAGCCUGAAGGCCAACUUCUACUGUGACCUCUGUGACAAACAGUACACAAAGCAUCAGGAGUUUGACAACCACAUCAACUCUUAUGACCAUGCACACAAGCAGAGACUGAAGGAGCUGAAGCAGCGCGAGUUUGGCCGCAACGUGCUGUCAAAAGUAAAACGUGAGGACAAGGGCCGCGAAAAGGAGCAGCGGCGUCUCCAGCACUUGGCAGAACUGAGGGCUCAUGUGGCAGUGAUGCGAGGCCCCAUGGAAAUGGGAACUGGAGAGAAGUUUCGAGGACGCUUCCAGCAGGUGGACUCUGUGGAAGAGACAAAGCCACAAGCGUCAUCACAGUCUCCCACUCUAUAUGACAGCGACGAAUUCCAGCAGGAUGCCAAUGAAUGCCAGAAGGAUGCUGACGAGUGCCAGCAGGAUGCCAGUGAUUGCCAACAGGAGGAUUCUGACGGAUGCCAGCAGGAAGCCGAAGAACGUCGGCAAGACAUUGAAUGUCAGCGGGAUGCUGAUGAAAGCCAGCAGGGCACCAACAACACCAGUUUGAGUGACAGUGACGAAAUCGAUGCAGAAAAGGAGCAGGAUCUUGAUAGCCAACUUCACAGUCCACCAGGAAGUGCACCGGAAGAAGAGGAAGAAAUAACCAUACCACAAACGACAUUCUUUGGUGAUUCUAACAUGUUCGAACUGCCACCACUGCCUAGUGAGAUUCCUCUUCCCAGUGACAUUCCACCUCCCCCACUCCCACCGCCAUCUUUAGGCCUAACCAUCUUAGAUCCUGGCCAAGAGAAAUACUCUCCAGAAGAGCCCACACCUGCUCUUCCAGAGCCUGCACUGCCUGAGCUGCCGCAACCUGUCGUGCCUGAGCUUCCAGAGCCUUCAGCGCCCGAGCUUCCGCAGCCCUUGGCAUCUGAGGAACCUCCGCCUCCCACCCCACCCGUAGAGGCGCCACUGCCAGCAAUAGAAGAGCCGCCCCGCAUCGAGGAGUCCAAGUCCAAGUUGCUCAUUGGCAAAGCAUUGGCUAAGAAGCGACUCAUCGCAUUUUCUUUGGCUUCGAACCAGCCCCUGCAGAAAGCCUUGGAAGUGAAGAGGGCAGCUACAACAGCCACAACAGGUGCAGCAAAGCCAGUCAAGGGUGCCUUGUCGUUCAGCUUUGCCCGGAAGAACAUUGGAAAAGUGGCCCCAAUCUCAAGUGCACUGUUCAAGGAAGACGACGACCAGCCUGAUGAGGAAGGCUCGGAUGCUACUGCUGCAGUUGCAACUAGCACAGAGCCACAGCCGGCUGCUGCCGAGAAUAAAAGCACAGAAGAAGCUGAGAAAAAUGAGAAGCCAGCCAUCGAGCCUGAGCAGCAGGGAGACAGUAACUUUUACUUUGUGGCCCCUCCGAAGAGGUGUAAGGUGAAGCCAAAGUUUGAAUUUGUGAAGUUUCUGAAGAGCGAUAAGUUUGAGCUCAAGCUUCCUGAUGAUGCUGUAGAAGGAGUUCCAGAGAAAAAAGUCAAGACCGAAUCUCAGGAUGGAAGCAAGAAACCAGAUUCGGAAGAAAGUCACGGAGAUGCUAAGAAAAAACAGCAGCCUUCUAAAAGUGGUGACAAGAGUGAAGGGUCUGUAAAAAGCAAGACAGGGUCUCAUGAUGUCUCAUCUCGAAACGGCAGCAAGAAAAAAGAGAGUGCCAAAAUGGAAAAGAAGGAUCGUGGCAGAAGUCCUCGCAGCAGUAAGCACUCCAAGGACAGGAGAAGUCGUUCCCGUGAACGUAAAAGGAGUCGUUCCAAAGACAAGAAACGAAGCCACUCAAGGGAGCGAAAGAGAAGCAGAUCCAGGGAUCGAAGAAGGGGGCGAUCCCGAGAGCGGCGCCGCAGCCGUUCCCCACGAGAUAAAAAGAGGAGCAGGUCCAAGGACGGAAAGCGAAGCCGUUCUAGAGACAAAAAGUCAAGUCAUGCCAAGGACACAAGGAGGAGCAGGUCGAGGGAGCGACGGAGGAGCAAGUCCAAGGAUAGGGUUAAAGACAAAGCCGAUCACAAGAGUGGGAAGGAUAGCAAGCGGCGGUCACCAAGCCGGGAACGAAGAAGUCGCUCAAAGGGCCGUGCCAGGAGCAACGCUGACAGUCAGAAGAGAAAAGAGAAGUCGGCAGAUGACAAGAAAAGCAAAGAAAAGCAUACCACUACUAACGACCAUAAAAAGGAGGACACAGCACGUAUGGAAACGGCAAGUGCAGAGCCGCAGGCUUCAAGUCCGGAUGUACCCCAAGACGAUGGCACUACGCAAGCAGUGAAUGGGGAGGAAUCAACGGGUGAUCAACAGGAUGAAGAAGAAGAGAAGCCGGCUAGAGGGCUAUUACGUUCACCAGAACCUUCUUCCAAGCAAGACAAAAAGCAAACUUCUGAUAUGAGCGCUUUGCAAACUGCAUGCCAUAAGAAACCUGAUGAAAUAGGUGCGUACUCGGAAAAAAAUGAGCCAGUUUUGAACCUGAUGUGCGAGGAUAGCCCACUUGACACUCUUGGAGAAGCAGACAGUUAUGACAGUACAGACAUGUGUCAGCGUUCACCAUGUAAGCUCUCAAAAGGAUUAUCCAAUGAGAAAGUGUCACUUUAUGAUGGCAAGGUCGAAAUUCGUGGUGGCUGCAUUGCUGAGCAACACAUUUCUGUAGCAACCUGCUCUGUCAACGCGGAUGAAAGUGACCGUCGCAGCAAGCACAGCCAGGUCCGAAAGUCUGAUUCCCUUCCAUCAAUCCGCACUGACAAAUCGUUGCCUGAAGAAACACAGAAAACUUGUGCAGACACCACAGCAAUUGUUCAGAAACAACUUAAAAGCCGUACCGAGAAAGUCAAGAAAGCUAGUGACGACUCUGGAAGCUGUGAAGAUUCCAUUAAGGCACAGCAGAAGUUCUUAGAGGAAAUAGAAGCUACAAAGAAGAGCGCCUUUGUGACUGUGCAGAGACAGAACUCGGAAAGCAAGGCAGAAGUUUCAGAAAAUAACAAAAAGACCAACAAAGCUAGCAAGCUGAAGAAGCCAAAGCCUGAAAGCACGGAGCUACCAACAGCAGACCUUGUAGCCCUUCCAAAGGAAAAAGCUGCCAAGGCAGCUAAAGAAAAGCGAAAGACUGCAAAGGAUAAGUUGCAAGAAAAGAAAAAAAAGAAAGCAAAGAGGAAGGCAUCUAGUUCGAGCUCAACGUCAUCGUCAUCCUCAUCAUCUUCAAGUUCACGUAGCAGCAGUUCAGGCACCAGUGGGAGCUCAAGCAGUUCCGGCAGUGGCUCAGACUCCGAGAGUUCAAGCAGCUCGUCUUCUUCCAGCUCUAGUUCAAGUAGCUCGAGCAGCUCAUCAUCUUCAUCCUCUUCUUCUUCUUCGGAGUGUCCUCAGAAACUGAAGAAAAAGAGGAAGAAACUGAAGCUGAAGUCGAAGAUGCUUAAGGAAAAGAUGGCAAAGAUGGCUAGAACAGCAAAGAAGGCGCAGACUGCCAAGGCUGUGCUAGCAUGUGCCACCAUGCUCACACAAGCUACUGGCGCUGAUGGCAUACUGCCCAUGGACAAGCAAACAAACCAGACCACAGAGCAUUUGGGCAGUGCAUUACAUGUUGAGAGUGUGUCACAGGUUGCAUGCACAGCUGAUGACUCAAAACCACUACAGAAGCUUGUGCAGGAGGUUACCGCUUCAAGGGGUUCCACUGAGCAAGUUUCCAUAAAGGAGACGUCAAAGCCUGACAGAGAUUCAACUCUGCGAGCGAGUGUUUAUCUUGAGCCAGUUGAACCCAAAGAUAGUGCACAAACAAGUAAAAAAGCUGCAGAUAAGGUGCACAGUGCUAAAGCUUCAGAAGAACUGUCCUCAAAGAAUGUCAUUGGUGUGCCACGUGAUCCCAAAAUUCCACAUUCGAAAAUUGAUACAACUUUGGAUGUGGAUAAGGCAUGUGUUGACAUUGUGGAUCCUCAUUUAAAAAUUGUGAAGGCUACUUGCAAUGUCGAUAAGGCACAUGUGGUUGAUGCUGUACAUGCUCAUUUAAAAAUUGAGAAGACAGCUUUCGAAGCAGAUGAGACAUGUGCCGGCGUUGCUGAUGCUCUUGUCAAGACUGCAGAGCGCUCUAACAGUGCAUGUAAAAAUAAAGUAGAUGAUAAUGAAGCUAAGAAGCUUGAUCUUGCUGCUACUAAAGUAAUUACAGCUAACCCAGUGGUUAAGGGAACAUCUGAAUCUUCACCACCAAAGUGUAAAAUAACUACAGCUGAUCCAGUAGUCAAGGGAACUUCAGAACCUUCAACAAAAAAAACUGUUGAGCUGCCUUCAAGUGUGAGCUCCUGCGAUGCUGUUGCGGAGCAUCAUGUCGACACUGGGCUCCAGGAAAGCGCCAAGCACAGUGAUGCAAAAAAGGACAAGAAGGACCAUCCACCAAGCAGUCGCCGGUCUACUACUGAUGAUAAAACAACUGACAAACUUGACAGCAGGAGAAGUAAGGAGAAAAAAAGGAAGAGUGAGCCCUCUAUAAGUAAUGAGCCCGCAAGUAAGAAGAGAGCUUCUGAGCAGGACUCGCCAAGAUCAAAAAAGUCUGCUAGCAGAGGAACCAGCCACCGAUCGCCUAAGUCUGAUUCUGCUACAACAGAGCAUAAGCAGCCUUCUUCAAAGCAGAAUACCAAAAGUGAAAUGCCAAAAAAGGAAGGCAGAGAAGCAGUAAGAAAAGCUAAAGAAGAAAUCAUUUUGGACCCAAAAGAGAGAGAAAGACUUAAAAGUGAAGCUUUAGAAAAAGCACGAAAAGAAGGCAGCGACUGCAUCAAAGUGAAAACACCUGAUCGAAAAAAAGAAGUCAGUUGGCCUAUGACUCUUAUUAGAUAUACUAACAGCAAGCCGUUUAUUUCAUAUGGCUGCAACCCUAUUUAUGGCAAAAUCAGCUUAGCAGUUGUAAAGGAGAAAAGGCCUUCUGCAAAGAGUAAUUCAGAGGUAAAAGAAGAAAAGAAAGAAAUUCGGGAAGUGUCAAAAGAAGUUGCAAAAAAGGGCUGUCGUAGCAGAGAGCACAAAUCUAAAAAGGAAGUAGCACUGGAUGCUUCUGUUGAAAAUAAAGUGAUGUCACCUCCUGAGGAAGCAGCAGCAGUAAAGGAACCGGAUGUCACUGACGCCGUGUCUCCUGACCUCGUGUCUCCUGACCUAAAUGCAAUGUCGGGGCUUCAGGCUUUGCAGUGCCUGUACGAUAACAUGGAUAGUCCAGAGACGGUAGCGAAGGAGCUGGACUCUGAAACCGAAGUAAGCCAUCGCAAGGCUGAUCAGGAGGCUGUGCCAGAAGAGACACCAUUAAGCGAUCGGAGUGUAACUGAGUUGAACACAACUGCACAAGACUGCAGUGUCAUUGAAAGCACACUUCCCAGCCCAGAAGCUCUUGAUGCGACAGAGCCCUCAAAAAGUACUCCGCCGAGAACUCCAGAGCAAGAACUGUCUGAAGUGAACGUGGAGGUCUCUCCAAAAUCACAACCCGCAAUACCAGAAAAGGCAGAAUUAUUACUGGACAAAACAGAAUUGGCAGCUGAACCUGAAGUGUCAGUAGAAAUCGCAGACCAAGAAAGUACUCAGGAACAUCAGCUGGAUGUAGCUUCACACACCAGCGUUGAGCAUGCUCAGGAAGAAGUUGGGCUCCCAGAGAAUGAGUACAAAGAGGACAUGCCCUCACCUAAUGCUAUGGAUGUAGCUGACGAUGUGGUCGACCUUCUUCCAAACAGCGAUAUGUCUUUGGAAGAAAUGCGCUUAUUGGAGUACAGUUCACGCAUCAAAGUGGAAAGCUCAACAAUCAUUGAAAGUGCUCCCACUGAAACAGUGGAAAGCAUAGCUGAGGAUAGUGAACUUCAGGUUGAAAUAGCUAUGAAAGCGGAACAACCAAUUGAAGAGGUAGCUGUUGCUGUUAGCCCUAGCACGCCUACUCCACCGAAGGAAAUUGUGUGUCCAGAGAUCAGUCAGGUGGCACCACUUGGGGCUGACAAGGACCUGACUUCCGAAUACGAAAAGUUUAUGGAACAGCUUAACCUCGGGAGCUGCAUCGAAGUAGAGGUAGCACAGGAAGUUGAAGUGCCCAGUGAAGAUGGUGUAGAAGCUGAGCAAGCUCUAGAUGUCAUCAGUACAGCACCAGCUGAAGACAAGAAUGAACUGGAUCCUGUGUCAACCUACCCAAUACAGACUCCACUGGUAGCUUCAGUGCCAGACGAUGUGUCUGAGAUGCCUGUUGAAGACAUUGGUGCCCUUGAGGUGGCCUGUGAGAGUGAAGUCACCAGCUCUCCAUUUUUGCCGUCUGUACCACCGCUUCCAGCGCCUGUACCUGCGCCUACUCCAGCCAUUGCAUCUUCCCUUGGUGCGAUCACUUCUUACCUUUCCCCCGUUGGUUCUGCUGUUCCAGACAGCCUAGCAUCUUGUGUUCUUGCUCCCGUUGGGUCCAUGGUUUCUGCUGGAAUUCCUAUUGCUUCACCAUUGCCAGCUCCUGCCUCAUGUUCUGUACCUGUGGCAUCAGUUGUUGUUGAAGCUCCAACUCCUGUCCCUGCUCCAGCAGUUUCUGCUGCCAUGCCAGCCCCUGUGCCUGCACCAUCUCAUCUUCAGUCCUCUGUGCCACUCACUAGUUGCAGUCCACAGCUUGUGCCAUCUGUCCCUGCAGCUGCAAGUGCACCUGUGCCUGUUUCAGGUUCAUCCGCCUCCUCAGAGCCUUCUAAGAGCAUUGCACGUACAGUUUGUUCCAGUGAUGUUCCUCUUUCACCAAGUCGACCUUCUUCAUCCAAGAGGUCGCACAGGAAAAGACACAGUGACAGUGCCAGAACAAGUACUAGUGCUGAGGACAUUUCACCAUCUCCUCCUAAAAAGAAAGAUUUAAUACAUGGCUCACAUAAGUCUGCGUUUCAUAAGCCAGACCUCUCUGCCCAUCCAGAAGUUUCCAGUAGUAAAAGUGCGUCACGGCCCAUCAUUAUCAAAGUUCAUGCAAAUUCUGAACCAAGAAUGCAGUCAGCCGCUCCUCAGAUCUCACAGGCAGAGAGUGUAGACGGCUUAGAAUGUCUGCCUGCUGAACAGUCAGCACCAGAUGUUUGUGCUGAGGUAGAAGUUGGAAGUGACGUCUGCACGGAGGAGCAAGUGGAGUUUUCAUCCUCAGAUGACAUGUUUGUAACAGUUGUGGACACUGAAGACAUAUGUCUCGCUGCUGUCGAGGAAGUGGCAUGUUCAUCAUCGGAUGACCUCAACAGCAGCUUGGCAGUGCCUGCAGAACAAGUCGAAGAGAAGGAAAGCUCCCCACCACCACCUCCUCCGCCACCUCGAUACUUGAGACUGAAGCCACGCAAAGGGUCCUCAUCAGCGGUGUCUGUGAGUUCAUCCAGCUCUGUAGAAGAAGUCCCACCGCCGCCACCUCCACGGCCACCUGUCCGUUGCUUGGUGCUCCCUCCCCCACCUGCAGGUAUUCUCUUGCCAGCCGGCAGGGGCACCCUCUCAAAUGAGCCGAAGAAGUCUGUAACUUUUGCUGAUGGCAUCCCACCAGGCAAAGAACCACCAUCGAGUGGUGGCGUCCCUUCACCACCACCACCUCCACCACCACCGCCCCGCGAACGCAAGCACCGCACCAAGGUCAAAGUUAUCAUACCGUCAUCUGUAGCAGACUCUCUGCCACCGCCCCCUCCUCCUCCAAAACGGCCACCGCCACCAGCGGCUGCAACGUUACCCGUGUCGGCUGCGGCUUCCGCAGUGGCUGCUGCUGUGGCUUCGGUAGCAGCCCCUGCUCCCCCUGUUGCCGUGGAAACUGUGGCUGCUGCCUACCCGCAGUACCAGGUGCACUUGCCCCAACAGGCCUACCCAGCUGCUGGAUACACUGUCCCCUACAGCACCUAUCCUGCAGCAGGCUAUGCAUACACAGCCACAACACAUUUAGGGCAGACAGUAGCUUACACCUACACACCUGGGCAGGCAACUCACCAAGCCAUGCCUGUGCAGCAGGUGCAGCAGGUGCAGCAGGUGCCCCCUCAGCAACACCUCUAUGCCAAUGCCACUGCUGCUCCUUAUGUGUACCACCCGCACCAGAUUGUACAGGCAGGUCCAGCUGUGAUGCAGCCGCAACAGCAGCUGCAGCAACACCUUCCACCGCCACCGCCACCACCUGUGGGACAGCUACCUCCUAGGCCACCCACAUAGCACUUCCGGACAUUGUGCACAGCAGUGAUUACUUUGUAAGAUCUUUUGUGUUGUGGUUUCAUGUGGCGCAAGAGAGGACCUUUAGAGGAGCUCAGGCUCCAUCGCGGGCUCAAGUCAUGGGUGCUUGCCAUUUUCCCGAUCACGUGUAGCUCCGUGGACAAUUACUGAGUCAAGAGCUCAAAGCAUGAUUGUUACAUCGUCUUCACAGUGAUUGUUUUGCCCGAGGCCAGGUGUGUCAGCUUUGAGUUAGAACAAGGUGCAUGUCACUUAGCUUCUGUUUACAGUGUACACCAUGAACAUAAUGCAUUAAACAUCGUUAUAAAUUGUGUAAAUAUGCUUUUUUGUUAUUCGUAGAAUAAACGAAAUAUUCUUGUGGAAAAUUUCA
Molecule: messenger RNA, 9128 nt
Organism: Rhipicephalus sanguineus (brown dog tick)
Lineage: Eukaryota; Metazoa; Arthropoda; Arachnida; Ixodida; Ixodidae
Product: serine-rich adhesin for platelets
Exons: 8
Coding region: 476-8743 (2755 amino acids)
Cellular component (GO): nucleus
Molecular function (GO): nucleic acid binding
Source: RefSeq, a predicted model, not a curated record